Messenger RNA from Quercus robur (English oak), 2102 nucleotides. Its product is annotated as probable mitochondrial-processing peptidase subunit beta, mitochondrial. The coding region runs from base 113 to 1705 and encodes 530 amino acids. Lineage: Eukaryota; Viridiplantae; Streptophyta; Magnoliopsida; Fagales; Fagaceae. The transcript has 9 exons. Gene Ontology annotation, cellular component: mitochondrion. The record is from RefSeq and is a predicted model, not a curated record. Gene Ontology annotation, molecular function: metal ion binding; metalloendopeptidase activity. Gene Ontology annotation, biological process: proteolysis.
GGCACACCAUCACUCUUGAAAAUCUCAAAUCUUUCUUCCCAAAUCUUCACAAGACUCUUCUCCACUCAAACCCUAGAGAGAGAGAGAGAGAGAAAGUCUCAGUGAGUCAGUCAUGGCGAUGAAGCACCUCUUGUCUCUAUCUCGCCGGUCCCACCGGGCGGUAUCAUCAGCUCUAUCCCAGACCGUCCGAUCAUCCUCAACCUCACCCGCGAUCGCCACACCUUCAUCAGCCCCAGCCGCCUCCCCUCCUCCGCCAACUGCCAUGAUCUACGACCGCCUAGCCGAAGCCAUCAAAGCCAAGAUCAAGCAGCUCGACAACCCGGACCCCCGGUUCCUCAAAUACGGGUCGCCCCACCCGGAGCUAACGGACCACACUCGGAUCCUCUCGGCUCCGGAGACCCGCGUAACCACCUUGCCUAACGGUCUCCGCGUCGCCACCGAAUCGAACCUGGCUGCGAAGACCGCCACCGUCGGGGUUUGGAUCGACGCCGGGUCGAGAUUCGAGACCGACGAGACCAACGGCACGGCUCAUUUCUUGGAGCAUAUGAUAUUUAAAGGGACGGAGAAGCGGACCGCGAGGCAGUUGGAAGAGGAGAUCGAGAAUAUGGGAGGUCAUCUCAAUGCCUACACUUCGAGAGAGCAGACCACAUACUAUGCUAGAGUCAUGGACAAGGACGUGCCUCGGGCGCUCGAUAUCUUGGCCGAUAUCUUGCAGAAUUCUAAGUUUGAUGAUAACCGCAUUAACCGCGAGCGCGACGUGAUUCUCAGGGAAAUGGAGGAGGUUGAGGGGCAAACUGAGGAAGUUAUUUUCGAUCAUUUGCAUGCGACUGCGUUUCAGUACACUCCUUUGGGUAGAACUAUUCUUGGACCUGCUCAAAAUAUUAAGACAAUCACUAAAGAUCAUCUCCAGAGCUAUAUACAAACACACUAUACAGCUCCCAGAAUGGUCAUUGCUGCUUCUGGAGCUGUGAAGCAUGAGGAAAUUGUUGAGCAAGUAAAAAAAUUGUUCACAAAGUUGUCAUCAGAUCCCACCACAGCUACUCAGUUAGUUGCAAAAGAACCAACGGAUUUUACUGGUUCCGAGGUUAGGAUAAUUGAUGAUGAUAUUCCUUUGGCACAAUUCGCGGUUGCUUUUAGCGGAGCAUCUUGGACAGAUCCAGAUUCCAUUGCUCUGAUGGUCAUGCAGGCUAUGUUGGGUUCAUGGAACAAAAGUGCCAGUGGAGGAAAGCACAUGGGUUCUGAGCUUGCACAAAGGGUUGGCAUUAAUGAAAUUGCAGAGAGCAUGAUGUCGUUUAACACCAAUUAUAAAGACACUGGUCUAUUUGGUGUUUAUGCUGUUGCUAAGCCGGAUUGCUUGGAUGAUUUAGCAUAUGCAAUAAUGUAUGAGACAACCAAGUUAUGUUAUCGAGUUUCUGAAGCUGAUGUAACUCGUGCACGUAAUCAGUUAAAAUCUUCUCUUCUGCUGCACAUAGAUGGGACAAGUCCUGUAGCUGAAGAUAUUGGGCGCCAGCUACUUACAUACGGCCGAAGAAUACCAUUCGCAGAGUUGUUUGCCAGAAUUGAUGCUGUUGAUGCAAGCGCCAUUAAACGUGUUGCAAACCGAUUUAUUUGGGACAAGGAAAUUGCAAUUGCUGCCAUGGGGCCCAUCCAGAGUUUGCCUGACUACAACUGGUUCAGACGCAGGACCUACUGGAACCGCUACUAGUUUGCUUUUCAUUUCUUGUUUAUUUACUCAUCAUUAUACUUUCUGGGGUCUGGUCUUGGAUAAUUUGUUCCAUUUUACAAAUCAAUGCCCAUGGAGAGCAGUCAGGGCCUGGCAUUUUGAUUGAUUUGUUUAGGUCUUGUUUUUGUAACGUUUUAUAUUUUACAGAAAUAAGUAUGCCGCCAUCAAUGUUGCGAUUGUGAAUUAGAAGACACCGUCCCCCCACAUGGCUCUAAGCUAAAUUCAAAGUGGUUUACCUGGCAUUAAUGUGUCAGCUGAUAUUAUUUGAUUUUCUUGUGAGUUCCGACAGUUUCUCAAAGCUUUUAGUGGUCUCUUAGAACAUAAAAGCAAAUGUAUUCUUCUGCCAAAUGAAUGCGGUAUUCUCUUUCUUCCCCAUUUA